Molecule: messenger RNA, 1658 nt
Organism: Adelges cooleyi (spruce gall adelgid)
Lineage: Eukaryota; Metazoa; Arthropoda; Insecta; Hemiptera; Adelgidae
Product: NADH-cytochrome b5 reductase 2
Exons: 7
Coding region: 312-1241 (309 amino acids)
Cellular component (GO): mitochondrion
Molecular function (GO): oxidoreductase activity; FAD binding
Source: RefSeq, a predicted model, not a curated record
AACGAGGCGGACCGGUCAAAAUAUAAAAUUUUUUGAAGUUUUGCCAGAAUCAAAUUAGGUGUGCGCGACAGCCGGUGUGGACUGUGGAUCAUUCCGUUUAGUUUUUUAAAACUUCACGACUAUUGUUUACUUAAAAUGUAGUUCGUUGGACAAAUUAUUUUUAUAACUACGGUAUUAUAAAACUAUUACGCAUAAACUUUAAUACUCUUUAGGUAUUAAUUUCUUUAGCCUUGAGUCGAUCGUUUUCAAGAAAUAUUCUCAGGAUAAUUUAUUAGUAUUUCAUUUAGAUUGGUCAAAAUAAUAUAUCUACAAUGGGAAUUUUAGAAGAAUUAAGUGUCUCUUCAGUAUUAGUUGGGCUUGGGAUUGUUGUAACUACUGGUUUUGCAAUAUCUGCAUUUGUAGCGAAUUUUCAAAAAAAAAGUCAAAAGAAACGGACGUUAGUCGAUGCUAAUACUAAAAUUCCAUUACCAUUAAUUCAGAAACAUAUUAUUAGUCAUGACACAAGGAGAUUUAGAUUUGAGCUGCCAUCAAAGAAUCACAUCUUGGGUUUACCAAUUGGGCAGCAUAUUCAUAUAUCUGCAAGAAUUAAUGAUGAGUUAGUCGCACGUGCGUACACUCCAGUUAGUAGUGAUAAAGAUGUUGGCUAUAUGGAUUUAGUUAUUAAAGUAUACUUUAAAGACCAAAACCCUAAAUUUCCUGAUGGUGGGAAAUUAACCCAGUAUUUAGAAAAAAUGGAAAUUGGUGAUACAAUUGAUGUACGAGGACCUUCUGGCCGUCUCAUUUACCAUGGUCGGGGUGACUUUGAAAUAAAAGCUGUUAAAAGGAAAGAUCCAUCCCACAAUCUUUUUGCAAAAAAAAUUGCAAUGAUUGCUGGUGGUACUGGUAUCACACCUAUGUUGCAAUUAAUUCGUCAAAUUACUAGAGAUCCAAAAGAUGAAACUAAAAUAGCUCUUCUCUUUGCUAAUCAAACUGAAGAAGAUAUAUUACUAAGAGAGGAAUUAGAAGAAGCUGCAAAAACUCAUCCUGACCAAGUCAAGAUUUGGUACACAGUUGAUAGACCUACUGAAGGCUGGAAGUACAGUGAAGGUUUUAUAUCAUCUGAUAUGAUAACGGAACAUUUAUAUCCACCGUCUGAAGACACAUUGGUGUUGAUGUGCGGCCCUCCACCAAUGAUCAACUUUGCAUGCAACCCUAACCUUGAUAAACUUGGGUAUGAUGCAAAGCAACGUUUUUCGUAUUAAAACUCGUUUUGUUUUUUUUUUUUUAUAAAUUAGAACACCCACUCUAAUUUACAAGUAGUGUAAUAUUAUUCACACAAGUUUUAUUAUUUUGUAAUAAUUUUUUUUACAGUAAAUUAGUAAAUAAAAAUGUAUCCCAAAAAAGUGUUAACAAUAAUUGAACAUUGUUAUUUUCAUGUUACGUCUUGUACAAAUUUAUUUGAUAGUUAAAUUGGUUAGCUGAGUAAAAAAAAAAAUUCUACGUUUUAUUGCAUGGUUUAAUGACUUGAAUUUAGGCAGGUUGCUGUUAUUAUUUUUGGUUAUUCUUUUUUCCUUCAAUUUCUUAAUAUUAAAGUUUGAAUAUCAUUUAUAUUGUGUCAUUGCAUAUAUUAUAUUUAAUAAAGUGUAUCUUGUCAAAAAUUAAAUGUAUUACCAAUAUUA